CACAACUCACAAACCAGAAAAAAAAAUGAAAAUGUAUCGCAUUCUAUUGGUGUUUUUGUCGAUUACACUCGUUUACUCCGUCGCAGAAGCUCUUCUCGAUGGGAAGACUCAACAAAGCGUCAACGUUAUCUGCAAAAAGACAAUAGACACCAAAUUCUGCAAUGAGGUUUUUGCCAAUAACCUGACUACUUCUUCCCCAAGCAAGAAAGAUCUCUUGAACGUGACGGUGACAGAAGCUGAAAGAAUCUCAGCCAACACGUAUUUCUUCAUCAGCACACUCCUUAGAGAUGCUGGAGACGAGAGGUCCGGUCUGCAAAAGUGUGCAGAAGCUUACGAAAUUGUGAACACUGCGUUCACGGAGGGUGUAUCUUUCUUCAAUCAAGGACUAUACGGUGAGAUCCUCAAACUCACGGGUAACGUUUCCAAUGGUGUUGGUAUAUGUAAGACAGACUUUAAUGUACCCGGUUAUCAUAUCAAUCCGAUGAUGGAGAAAAACAGAGAGACAGAGGUCUUAGUGGCCAUGGAAAAGAUCAUCGGUCAUAUGGUUUCUUCCUAG
Molecule: messenger RNA, 556 nt
Organism: Brassica oleracea var. oleracea
Lineage: Eukaryota; Viridiplantae; Streptophyta; Magnoliopsida; Brassicales; Brassicaceae
Exons: 1
Coding region: 26-556 (176 amino acids)
Biological process (GO): negative regulation of catalytic activity
Molecular function (GO): pectinesterase inhibitor activity
Source: RefSeq, a predicted model, not a curated record